AUGGACAAAGAUUGCGAUAUGUAUAUAAGAACAUCUCUGACAUAUACAAAUCUAGAAUUUAAGACCUACGACAACUUUGUUUUCGUUAGUUGCAAAAUGUGUUUGGAAAUAAGAGAUAAAGAUAAAAGAGGUAAAGUAUGGAACGAACAGAUAAAACCAGCAACUUUUGAGUUAAAGAAAACCAUUGACGCCUUAGUUGUUCUAGCAGGUAAGGUUUCAGAAUAUAACGCAAAAAUGAACCCGCAAUGUUCAAAAUGUAAAGCAGCAAUGAGGAAAUAUAACUACUCCGUCAAAGAGAUAGAAAGAAUGAGAAACGACUAUGCUGACUUAAAGAAAGAAGCAGAAAAGCCAGCAGAAAAUAAAAUGGACAUGUUAGAAUUUCUGAACAAAAACUAUCCAACUGCUGACGAUUUCCUUCUAUCUGACGUCAAGAAGAAAUAUAAAGAGACUUUCGGUAUCGUUAAAACUUUUGACAUACUGACAGAAGAAAUAGAAGCUACGAAAUUGUUUAGAAUUUCACGAAUUCACAAUGUUUACCAUGUGAAACGGUUAUAA
Messenger RNA from Trichomonas vaginalis G3, 555 nucleotides. RefSeq names its product organellar and viral DNA polymerase type B. The transcript has a single exon. The coding region runs from base 1 to 555 and encodes 184 amino acids. NCBI's taxonomy places the organism in Eukaryota, Parabasalia, Trichomonadida, Trichomonadidae. The record is from RefSeq and is a predicted model, not a curated record.